AUGACUUUGAGUGUUUCUGAUACUAAAUCCAAAGCUGACAACAUGUCUUCUGCUUCUGCUUCAUCCUCCUCUUCCUCCCCCUCUUCUUCUUCCCACCUUCCUCCACCACAUACAUCUCCUUCAUCUUCCAAGGAAGAAGAAAUAGACUAUGAAGCAUUACCUUCGUCUGCUCCCUUACAUUACCAGUUAUUGGCAGGUGCAUUUGCGGGAAUCAUGGAACAUUCUGUCUUAUUUCCAAUUGACGCAAUAAAGACUCGUAUUCAAUCAUCUGUAACUUCCAAAAUAUAUUCCGGUAGUAACCUGCUAUCUCAGAUAUCUCGUAUCUCCACCGUGGAGGGCUCUCUGGCACUGUGGAAGGGAGUGCAAUCCGUCAUCCUAGGCGCAGGGCCAGCACAUGCCGUAUAUUUUGCUACUUAUGAAUGGACAAAGAAGACACUUAUAAGUCCUGAGGAUAUCCAAACUAUUCAACCCUUGAAAACAGCAGUAAGUGGCGCUACUGCCACAAUCGCUGCUGAUGCUCUAAUGAAUCCAUUCGAUACAAUAAAACAAAGAAUUCAAUUGCAAACAAACUCCUCUGUUUGGCAAAUAACAAAAUCAAUCCUGAAAAAUGAAGGUGUUUCCGGAUUUUAUGUCUCAUAUCCAACCACUUUAUCCAUGAAUAUACCCUUUGCUGCAUUCAAUUUUAUGCUUUAUGAUACAACUACUAAGUUAUUGAACCCUUCCAAUACAUAUAACCCAUUUAUCCAUUGCAUUAGUGGUGGGAUUAGUGGUGCCCUUGGGGCUGCCUUGACUACACCUUUGGAUUGCAUAAAGACUGUAUUACAAGUUAGGGGUAGUAAGUCUGUAUCAAUGGAUAUCAUGAAAAGAGCAGACACCUUUACAAAGGCUGCCAGAGCUAUAUACCAAGUCCAUGGUUGGAGAGGAUUUUGGAGAGGUUUAACCCCAAGAACUAUAUCCUUUAUUCCAGCUACUGCCAUCUCUUGGACCUCCUACGAAAUGGCCAAACAUUUUUUGAUUAGAGAAUAA
Messenger RNA from Arxiozyma heterogenica, 1026 nucleotides. RefSeq names its product Fe(2+) transporter (gene MRS4). The coding region runs from base 1 to 1026 and encodes 341 amino acids. Gene Ontology annotation, biological process: iron import into the mitochondrion. The record is from RefSeq and is a predicted model, not a curated record. Lineage: Eukaryota; Fungi; Ascomycota; Saccharomycetes; Saccharomycetales; Saccharomycetaceae. Gene Ontology annotation, molecular function: ferrous iron transmembrane transporter activity. Gene Ontology annotation, cellular component: mitochondrial membrane. The transcript has a single exon.